Messenger RNA from Nerophis lumbriciformis (worm pipefish), 2460 nucleotides. The record is from RefSeq and is a predicted model, not a curated record. Lineage: Eukaryota; Metazoa; Chordata; Actinopteri; Syngnathiformes; Syngnathidae.
AUGGCGGACCAGGAAUAUCCCGAAGCCGUACUCGUUACCGAGGCUGGGCCGCAGUGGCUCCGAGUCGAGGUGGAGCGACUCACCCGGGAGCUGAGAGAAACAACGCAGGAAAAGAUUCAGGCGGCGGAAUAUGGACUGGCGGUUCUGGAGGAGAAACAACAGCUCAAGCAACGAUUUGAUGAGUUGGAGACCGAGUAUGAGGCGGUCCGACAGGAGCUUGAUCAGCUCAAAGAGGCCUUCGGGCAAGCACACUCGGCCCACAGGAAGGUGGCAGCAGAUGGAGAGAGCAGGGAGGAAUCGUUGAUCCUGGAGUCGGCCAGUAAGGAGGCGCAGUACCAGCAGAAGGUCCUGGAGCUGCAGAAUGACCUUCGCCAGGCCAAAGUCUCAAUCGCCAGUGUGCAAGCUGAGAAUGAGCGCCUGUCGCAUAUCACUUUGGAAAUGAGAGAGACUUCUGAUCAGGUGGAGCUACAGCGAAGUCAGCUUCGGGAUGACAUUCGAGAGUAUAAGGUGCGGGAGGCCCGGCUGCUGCAGGACUACAGUGAACUGGAAGAUGAGAACAUCUCUCUCCAGAAACAAGUGUCUGCACUGAGACAGAACCAGGUAGAAUUUGAAGGCCUCAAAUACGAGAUCCGCCGUCUGGAGGAGGACUCCCAGUGCCUAAACAGUCAGCUAGAAGAUGCCAUGCGGCUGAGGGAGAUUGCUGAGCGCCAGCUAACUGAGGCCUUAGAGACUAUUAAAACGGAGCGUGAACAAAAGGCCACACUGCGCAAGGAGCUCUCCCAUUAUGUGACAAUCGGUGGUUCUGUUUACAAUGGCUCGUUCAAUAUCUCCUUCGACAACCUGAAACUUCAUGAUGAUUCCUCCGCAAUCUCUGAUCUGGACAAUGAUGACCUAAUCCGAGGCUUUGAGAAUGGCUUGAUCAAAGCAGGAGAAGCUGACAAAGACAACGACUCAACGGCGGGCCAGAGAGGAGACUCCUUCAAGCCUGCUCCGAGCCUGGUGGACGACCUGUUGAGUGAGCUCAACAUUUCAGAGAUUCAGAAACUGAAACAACAGCUUGGGCAGGUGGAAAGGGAGAAAAUGGCCCUCAUCAACACUCUUCAGGAGAACCAGAAGCAGCUUGAACAAGCCUAUGGCACUGUUUCCGAGCAAAAAGAAACCGUCAACAGACUCACUGAAAAUCUUAGUGCCAUGAGGAAACUUCAGGCCAGCAAAGAGCGUCAGUCUGCCCUCGACGGUGAAAAAGAUCGCGACAGCCACGAAGAUGGAGAUUACUAUGAGUUGGACAUCAACGGACCUGAGAUUCUGAAGUGUAAAUACACUGUGGCCGUGUCCGAAGCUGGUGAGCUGAGGCAGGAGCUUAAGACGCUAAGGGCACAGUAUGAGAUUUGUCGAACCCAAUACGAAGAAGAACGAGCACGAUUAGAGAGUGACCUUCAUGAGCUUAGAUCAAGGUUGGCCUCCGUGGAGAAGAUCAGCCAAGCAGAUAAAAUAGAGAUGGCCCGUCUGGAGAAGGAGCUCCGUCUGGUUAGCGAGACUGCAGGAGAAUCACUUGGGAGCCUCAAUGUAGCCCAAGAUGAACUCAUAGCGUUCAGUGAGGAACUGGCAAAUCUGUACAACCACGUUUGCAUGUGCAACAAUGAGACCCCCAACCGUGUCAUGUUGGACUACUACAAGGAGGGAAAAGCAUUGGUGAGGCGAGGACAAGAAGCAAAGGCACGCCCCUCUUCUAUUCUUCUCACAAACGGACUCAUACCGGAAACGGACCCUAAAAAGUCAGACUCUGUUGAGACCGCUGUCGUCUCCGCCCCGGAGACUCGCCCAGAGCCCAUGAACAUCUAUAACCUGGUCGCCAUCAUCCGAGACCAGAUACGCCACCUGCAGCAGGCGGUGGACCGUACCACGGAGCUGUCCCGCCAAAGGCUGGCCAACCUGGAGCUGAGCAACGUGGCAGAUAAGGAUAAGGAGGCUUGUAUGGAGGAGAUCCUUAAACUGAAAUCUCUACUCAGCACUAAGAGAGAACAGAUCGCUACGCUCAGAGCUGUGCUCAAAGCCAACAAACAGACAGCUGAGGUUGCACUGGCGAAUCUGAAGAGCAAAUACGACAGUGAGAAGGCCAUGGUGACUGAGACCAUGAUGAAGCUCCGCAAUGAACUUAAGGCUUUAAAAGAAGAUGCUGCAACCUUCUCUUCACUCAGAGCCAUGUUCGCGUCAAGAUGUGACGAGUAUGUGACCCAGCUGGACGACAUGCAGAGACAAUUGGCGGCAGCGGAGGACGAGAAGAAGACAUUGAACUCCUUGUUACGGAUGGCCAUCCAGCAGAAACUGGCCCUCACUCAGCGUCUGGAGGACCUGGAAUUUGAUCAUGAGCAGGCACGCCGCAACACUGCGACAUUAGCAGCGGGAAAGGGCAAGACUAAGGGCAAGGGAGCCCCGUCCGGUCAUCAUGACUCCGCGUGA